This is a messenger RNA of Hibiscus syriacus, 390 nucleotides long. RefSeq names its product 60S ribosomal protein L19-3-like. The coding region runs from base 1 to 390 and encodes 129 amino acids. Lineage: Eukaryota; Viridiplantae; Streptophyta; Magnoliopsida; Malvales; Malvaceae. Gene Ontology annotation, cellular component: cytosolic large ribosomal subunit; ribosome. The record is from RefSeq and is a predicted model, not a curated record. Gene Ontology annotation, biological process: translation. The transcript has a single exon. Gene Ontology annotation, molecular function: RNA binding; structural constituent of ribosome.
AUGGCGCAUGGACCUAAUGCUGAUGCAGGUAUGGACAUAAGAAAGCUCGUAAAGGACAAUCUUAUCAUCAAAAAGCCUAACGUGAGUCGCUCCAGACGAACAUACAGGACAGGCAAUCCCAGUAGACAAGGAUACGGCAAGAGAAAGGGAACAAGGGAAGCAAGGCUACCAUCCAAGUUUUUGUGGAUGAGAAGAUGUCGUGUCCUCGGGCGACUCCUUCGGAAGUACAGGGAGAAGAAGAAGAAGAUCGAUAAGCACAUGUACCAUGGGAUGUAUCUGAAAGCCAAGGGAAGCGUUUUCAAGCAAAAACGCGCACUUCUCGAGACCCUUCAUAAGGCUAAAAGUGAUGAUUGUCCCAGGUUUCAUUUUGAUCAGAUUAUGGCUGUUUAA